Spodoptera littoralis (African cotton leafworm) is the source of this 351-nucleotide messenger RNA. Lineage: Eukaryota; Metazoa; Arthropoda; Insecta; Lepidoptera; Noctuidae. The record is from the annotation of a GenBank genome assembly.
AUGUCGGCGUCACCUAUUGCAAGACAAGCCACCAACUGCCAGGCUAUCCCUUCGAGGAGGGUCCUCAUCACUGACCCCUCACAGAUGCCCGAUGUGUACUCCAGCACUCCAGGAGGCACUGUAUACUCCACCACACCUGGAGGUACGAGGAUAGUGUACGAGAGGUCAUUCAUGAUGUCGCUACGGCAAUCACCGAUCUCGCAAACCCCACCUAAGUGCCCAUUACCGGCCGCUCUCUUGAAGAACCCCAACUCCGUCCCGAAUGUCAUACAACCGACUGCAGCGCAGAAAGCGCGGUCCAACUCAAUCUCAUUCGACGAGUCGCAGGAAACAUUCAGUAUGGAUCUCUAA